Messenger RNA from Tauraco erythrolophus (red-crested turaco), 2923 nucleotides. The record is from RefSeq and is a predicted model, not a curated record. NCBI's taxonomy places the organism in Eukaryota, Metazoa, Chordata, Aves, Musophagiformes, Musophagidae.
CAGUCUUUCCAUAUGGGGAUGGGGAAGUCUUGGCGUUGUGCUUUUUCUAGUAACUUUUGGACCCUUCGCUAUAUUUUACUUUGCAUUUUAUAUCCUCUGCUUUGUGGGUGGGGGUUUUGUGGUUACUCUUUUAUUUGGAAAAAGCAACUCAGAAAAAUACCUUGAGCAGUGUGAACAUUCGUUUCUUCCUUGUACAUCAGUUGGGAUCCCUAAGUGCAUAGAAGAAAUGAAACGUGAAGCCAGACCUAUUAAGAUUGACAGAAGACUGACAGGUGCAAAUAUAAUUGAUGAGCCUUUGCAACAGGUAAUCCAGUUCUCCCUGAGAGACUAUGUGCAGUAUUGGUAUUACACACUAAGUGAUGAUGAAUCGUUUCUUCUGGAAAUCAGGCAGGCUCUGCAGUAUGCACUUGUUCAGUUUUCUGCCAGGUCAAAGGAAACAGACUGGCAGCCUUAUUUCACAACACGACUUGUUGAUGACUUUGGCACUCAUCUUCGAGUUUUCAGAAAAGCUCAGCAAAGAAUAGCAGAGAAAGGCGAUCAGAUGAAAGAUCAAGCUGAGGAACUUGUAGAUACAUUCUUUGAGGUUGAAGUUGAAAUGGAAAAAGAAGUCUGUCGUGAUCUAGUCUGCACUUCUCCCAAAGAUGAAGAAGGAUUCCUAAGGGAUCUGUGUGAGGUUUUACUGUAUAUAUUGCUACCUCCUGGAGACUUCCAGAACAAGAUCAUGCGAUACUUUGUCAGGGAAAUCCUCUCCCGAGGAAUUCUUCUUCCAUUAAUAAACCAGCUCAGUGAUCCUGAUUAUAUUAAUCAGUAUGUCAUAUGGAUGAUUCGUGAUUCCAACUGUAACUAUGAGGCCUUUAUGAAUAUUAUUAAAUUAAGUGAUAAUGUAGGAGAGUUGGAAGCAGUGAAAGAUAAAGCAAGUGAAGAACUGCAAUAUCUUCGAUCUCUAGAUACAGCAGGAGAUGAUAUCAACACUAUAAAAAAUCAAAUAAACAGUUUAUUAUAUGUUAUUAAAGUAUGUGAUUCAAGAAUUCAGAGAUUGCAGUCAGGAAAAGAAAUAGAUACUGUGAAACUGGCAGCAAACUUUGGAAAACUUUGCACAGUCCCUCUGGACCAUAUUCUGGUAGACAAUGUUGCACUACAGUUUUUUAUGGAUUACAUGCAGCAGACUGGUGGCCAAGCACAUCUGUUUUUCUGGAUGACAGUGGAAGGAUACAGGGUUACGGCACAGCAACAGCUGGAGGUACUUCAAAGCCGGCAGAAAGAUGGAAAACAUCAGACUAAUCAAACCAAGGGUCUAUUAAGAGCAGCUGCAUUUGGAGUUUAUGAGCAAUAUUUAUCAGAAAAGGCAUCUCCGAGAGUUAAUAUUGAUGACAACUUAGUAGCAAAACUGGCAGAAACGCUGAACCAUGAGGAUCCAACACCUGAAAUCUUUGAUGACAUUCAGAGAAAGGUGUACGAAUUGAUGCUGCGAGAUGAAAGAUUCUACCCCUCGUUCAAACAGAAUGUGUUGUAUGUGCGUAUGUUAGCUGAGCUGGAUAUGCUGAAGGAUCCGAGUUUCAGAGGAUCGGAUGAUGGUGAAGGAGAAUCUUUUAAUGGGUCUCCUACUGGCAGCAUAAAUCUGUCCUUAGAUGACCUUUCAAAUGUCCCUUCUGAUGAGACAUUUCAACUCCAUGCAUACAUCUCAGAUACUGUCUAUGCUGACUGUGACCCAUAUGCUGUGGCAGGAGUGUGUAAUGACCAUGGCAAGACGUACGCACUGUAUGCUAUCACAGUCCAUCGGCGAAAUCCAAACAGCGAAGAGACAUGGAAGACAUAUCGACGCUAUAGUGACUUCCAUGACUUUCACAUGAGGAUCACUGAGCAGUUUGAAAACCUCGCAAGUAUACUGAAACUUCCUGGCAAAAAGACAUUUAACAACAUGGACAGAGAAUUUUUGGAAAAAAGGAAAAAAGAUUUAAAUGCAUAUUUGCAGCUUUUGUUAAAUCCCGAGGUGAUGAAAGCUUCUCCAGCAUUAGCCCAUUAUGUGUAUGACUUCCUGGAGAAUAAAGCCUACAGCAAAGGGAAGGGGGAUUUUGCACGGAAGAUGGACACAUUUGUAAACCCACUGCGUAACUCUAUGAGAAAUGUAUCAAAUGCAGUCAAGUCUCUCCCUGACAGCCUGGCAGAGGGAAUGACUAAAAUGUCAGACAACAUGGGUAGAAUGUCAGAGAGAUUGGGACAAGACAUAAAGCAAUCAUUUUUCAAGGUGCCUCCUUUGAUACAGAAAACCUAUUCAGAUCCUGACCAUUGCCGUGUUGCAGCACCAAUUGAUGACAAUGUGGAUGACAAUAUUCCGCUGAGAGUAAUGCUCCUCCUUAUGGAUGAAGUCUUUGAUUUAAAGGAAAGAAAUCAGUGGUUAAGAAGAAAUAUAAAAAAUCUACUUCAGCAACUUAUUAGAGCAACGUAUGGUGACACAAUUAAUAGAAAAAUAGUUGAUCACGUUGAUUGGAUGACAUCUCCUGAGCAAGUAGCAGAUGCAGUGAAACGCUUCAGAGAUGCUUUUUGGCCCAAUGGCAUUUUAGCAGAGACUGUUCCACGGAGGGACAAAGCUAUUAGAAUGAGAACAAGAGUGGCAGGGAAGACCAAAUUACUGGAGGUAAUGCCAGAUGAACUGAAGCACAUUAUAGGUGCUGAGACAACACGGAAAGGCAUUCUUCGGGUCUUUGAAAUGUUCCAGCACACUCAACUGAAUAAGAGAAUGGUGUAUGUAUUUCUGGAGAGAUUCCUAGAAACCUUGUUUCCACAAAAUAAGUUCCAUGAGCUCUUCAACAAACUGCAUUCACGGUCAAAGCAGAUGCAGAGGUAUAAGCAGAGACUACAUUCUUCUCAAGCGCCUUCCUUACAGAAGAGUUCAACCACUACCAGAAGGGUUUAUGUGUCUUAA